UUAUUUUUCCCUUCAUUUUCAUGAAUAAGAGAAUGGUUAUUUUCUUCUUCAAGCCCCUGCCUCCACCUUUGUACAUCAUUAAGAGCAUUGCAUUUUCUCUCCUUUCCUUGUAGUUUCUGCCACCUCUGUUCACCACUUAGAGGACUGGCCGUUAAAGUAUGGCUUGAGUUGACAGUGGCGGGAGCCGAUGUUGAAAGUAAGAAAAUAGUCACCAGUAAACAUUGUCAUGUAGUUUUUGUUGGACGGAGUACAACUUGUACUUGUAUCCUAUGCUGGGAUUCUUGAUUUCCAUGUAAGUUUAAAUUGGUAGAAUAUUUCCUAACCAUGUUUUUCGGAGAAGAAGAGGCUUCCAAGCGAGCUAGCUAUAUUUGAUAUUUUGGUUUCUUUGUUUAAUAAAUACAAAUUGUUGUAUGGAAGAAAUUCACCAAUUGUAACUAUGGCUACUUCUUCUGCAUCUUCAAGAAAUAGAGGUCAAUUUGAUGAUUAUGAUCAAUUUAUGGGUAGUAGUGCUAGAGCUCAAAUGGGAAAAUCACAAUUAGAUAUGUACUUUGAUAAAGCCCCUCUUGAUUAUAACUCGGAAUUAGAUGUUUUGGAGUUUUGGAAUCAAACAUCAGUGGGGGUAUCUUGUUCUUGCAAAGCUAGCUCCAGACUUACUGACCAUUCUCGUGAGUAUCGUGGCUUCUAAAUCAGCCUUUAGCCUAUGUGGAAAGAUGAUUUCUACUACUUGUAGUUUCUUGAAGUCAAAGAUAGUGCAAGCCUUAGUGUGUCUUCAAGAUUGGCGACAAGCUGAUAGGAAAAGACUUGUAAAUAACCAUUUUGAGAUGACGGAAGAUGAGGAAGAAGAUAAUCAGGACCCAUUUUUUAGUUGAGAUAAUUGUUGAAAUUUGAGGAUAUUUCGGGUUUUUCAAAGUUUUUUCUAUAAUUUACCUCAUUUUAUCUUGCAUGUGUUGGACAUCAAUGUAAAUGAUUUUUCCAAAAUAGAAGGUCUAUUAAUGAUCUAGUUUUGGAUGUUCCAAUUCAGAGCUUAUAACUGCCGAUCAAAUGACAAAGAAUUUUGUUAUUUUGUUUAUACUCUCUCCCUUUAGUGUAAUCAAUAUUCAGAUGCAAAAUGAACAUGUUCAAACACAAUGAAAUUAUUUCCCAAGAGACAAAUUGGAUUUACACUAGAUAUAGAUGAUCAUGAAUAAUUUCAAUGUUUGACAUCGUCAUUUGUUGUUGUUGCUUUGUAAUUGUAAUGAAAUUAUUUCCAAAGAGACAAUGAAUUGAUCCAUGAUCUAUUACAACAUUGAUAAUAAAGCCUACUAAUGACUCUUAUAAUAAAUAUUUGACCACCGAUGACUCGUUUCUCUACUUGCAUGAACCACAAUCCGACCACAAUCCGUCCACAACCCGCAACUACAAUUAUCAACCCACAUUUGAAACACCCCACACUUGACCCGUCCCAACCAGCCAAACCUUUCAGUUAACUAACUUUAAUUCUCGUUAUUUAAUAUGUCCCUCAUUCCAACAUACUUACAACGUUUGACUUUUCAUGCAAUUCAAUACGCUAAUUCAACUCUUAAUAUCUGUCAUUAUAAGUAUAAUAAAAGAUUAUCAAAAAUUUAAUGUUUAUAAUCUUAACUUUGAAAAAAUCAAACAAGAUCAAAUUUUUUUUUAAUGUUUUAAACUUAUAAAUUAUAAAUUAUAAAUUAUAAAUUAUAAAUAAGUAGUUUAAUAUUUCUAACAUUACAAAUAAUUUACAUCAUGGGAUGCAUAGAUCAUCAAACCAACCAUAAUUUCAAAUUUUUUUGAACAUAUCAAAACCCUCAUCCCAUGAACAAAACCCUAAUACUGAAUCUCAUCAAUCUUUUCAAUUUAUUGAUUCAGAAAAUACAAUGACCACAAAUCCCACACCCAAGAACCCUCCUUCUACACCACCUCCACCACUACCUCUCGCCACCGCAGAUUCCGCCGUAAAUAUCGCCAACAAUGCAACCUCCGACGACGUUUCAACCCCGUCAAACCCACUUUCACCUCCUCAACCAUACGACGAUACAACAACCACAACAUCCGAAAUCCCCAUUAUGGCAAAACGACGUCGUAAACGUAAACACUAUCACGGCAAAAUCUCUAUGGUUCUUCGUCCUCAUUCAUCUCGGUGUUCCGCUCUUCUGGACCCACUUUCUUUCCCUCUUCCUCGUCGCCGUCGCCGCAUUUCCGACGUUUCUAAAGAUCCGCCUUCUCUUGACGUCGAUGCGCUUAUUGCAAUUUCCGUCGGCUUUCCAAUUGAUUCUCUUACCGAAGAGGAAAUCGACGCUUCGGUAAUACCCACAAUUGGAAACUCGGAGCAAUCGCAUUAUAUUAGUGUUAGAAAUCAUAUAUUAUCUAAAUGGCGGUCUAAUGUUUCAUCCCUAAUUACCCGUGAUCAAGUGAUGGAGAGUACUCGGGCUGAGUACCGGCAUUUGGUUGAUGGGGCACUAAAUUUUCUUGCUAAUCAUGGGUAUGUUAAUUUUGGACUUGCUCCUGAGAUAAAAGAGAAGCAACAAAAGGAUAUCAAGGGUGAUGAUGGGGCUAAUGUUGUUGUCGUUGGUGCCGGGUUGGCAGGGCUUUGUGCUGCCCGUCAGUUACGAUCUAUGGGUUUCAAAGUUGUGAUUGUCGAAGGUAGGGGACGGCCUGGUGGGAGGGUUCGGACUCGGAAGAUGAGUGGGGAUGGUGGGGAGAUUGUGGGCGCGGCUGAUUUGGGAGGGAGUGUAUUGACUGGAAUUAAUGGCAAUCCUCUUGGGGUGUUGGCGAGACAGCUCGGGUUUCCGCUUCAUAAGGUAAGGGAUGUUUGCCCGCUAUAUUUGCCUGAUGGAAAAGCUGUUGAUUCUGAUAUUGAUUCUAGAGUUGAAACUGCUUUUAAUAAGUUGUUAGAUAGGGUUUGUAAACUUAGGCAGGUUAUGAUGGAGGAAAUGAAAUGUGUAGAUGUUUCGUUAGGUACUGCAUUAGAGGCAUUUAGGAAGGUUUUUAAUGUAGGUGAUGAUCCUCAAGAGAAAAUGUUAUUGAAUUGGCAUUUAGCUAACUUAGAGUAUGCUAAUGCUUCUUUAUUGUCACAUUUGUCGAUGGCGUUUUGGGAUCAGGAUGACCCUUAUGAGAUGGGUGGAGAUCAUUGUUUUAUUCCAGGUGGGAAUGAGAGGUUUAUUCGAGCAUUAGCGGAAGAUUUGCCCAUCUUUUAUAAUCGCGUGGUGGAGAGUAUCCGGUAUGGGGAUGAUGGGGUUUUGGUUUAUGCAGGUGGACAGGAGUUUCGGGCAGAUAUGGUUCUCUGUACUGUGCCGUUGGGUGUUUUGAAGAGGGGUGAUAUUGAAUUUGUGCCUCCCUUACCUAAGAAGAAGAGGGAUGCAAUUGAUAGAUUAGGGUUUGGGUUGUUAAAUAAGGUUGCAAUGUUGUUUCCGUAUAAUUUUUGGGGUGGUGAACUGGAUACUUUUGGGCAUUUGUCGGAGGACCCAUCUAGGAGGGGAGAGUUUUUUUUGUUUUACAGCUAUUCCUCUGUUUCAGGGGGACCGCUACUGGUAGCACUAGUAGCAGGCGAGGCGGCUAUUGAAUUUGAGAAGUCGUCUCCUGUGAAAUCAGUGGAGAGGGUGAUGGAAAUUUUGAGGGGGAUAUUCCACCCGAAAGGAGUGGAUGUUCCAGACCCUGUUCAGGCUGUAUGCACUCGUUGGGGUCAAGACCGAUUCACGUAUGGAUCUUACUCGUAUGUUGCAAGUGGAUCAUCCGGUGAUGAUUAUGACAUUUUGGCAGAAAGCAUCGGGAAUGGUAGGGUCUUCUUUGCCGGAGAGGCAACCAACAGGCAGUAUCCUGCUACUAUGCACGGUGCUUUUCUAAGCGGGAUGAGGGAGGCUGCCAACAUCCUUAAGGCAGCAAAGAGGAGGUCACUCGUUCCAGCUAAUAACACAGAAAGUAAUCGAGAGGCUCUCGAGGAUUUGAGUCAGUUAUUCAUGAAACCUGACUUGCAAUUUGGGAGCUUUUCGAUUCUAUUCGAUCCAAGUUCAGAUGAUCCGGAAUCUCAUUCCUUGUUAAGGGUUGAGUUUCGUGGUGAAAAGCUUGAAAAUGGUGCCCUGUAUUUGUACGGUCUGCUUUCAAGAGGGCGUGCCUGUGAGCUGAGCAAGGUAGAGAGCGAUGUGGAUAGAUUAAGGAAAUUAAAUGAGACAUUUGGUGUUGGGUUAGUAGGCAGAAAAGGAUUAUGUUCAGCUGCUGAAUCACUUAUAGCAGCUGCUAAAGCAAAAACAUCUAAAGAAGGAUGAUGAUCUGCAAACUGUAGAGCUUUGUUUUAGUUUAGAUGGGAAGAGCUGUAAGUUAUUUAUGAACCAAAACCACCGACUUAUCCGUAGUUGUACAAUGUACAUUAGUGUUUCUACGCUGAGUGAUUACAUUAGUCGCUCAUCGGCAAUACUGAACUCAAAUAUUUUGCUUUGGCCACAACCUUUUCGUACCAAAACGUUGGAAUAACUAUACGUUAAUGUUUGUUCAAA
Messenger RNA from Amaranthus tricolor (Joseph's coat), 4487 nucleotides. RefSeq names its product lysine-specific histone demethylase 1 homolog 1. Gene Ontology annotation, cellular component: nucleus. The coding region runs from base 1875 to 4259 and encodes 794 amino acids. Lineage: Eukaryota; Viridiplantae; Streptophyta; Magnoliopsida; Caryophyllales; Amaranthaceae. The record is from RefSeq and is a predicted model, not a curated record. Gene Ontology annotation, molecular function: oxidoreductase activity; protein binding. The transcript has a single exon.